Dendroctonus ponderosae (mountain pine beetle) is the source of this 1897-nucleotide messenger RNA. RefSeq names its product regulator of chromosome condensation (gene Rcc1). Gene Ontology annotation, cellular component: cytoplasm. The record is from RefSeq and is a predicted model, not a curated record. The coding region runs from base 148 to 1428 and encodes 426 amino acids. The transcript has 7 exons. NCBI's taxonomy places the organism in Eukaryota, Metazoa, Arthropoda, Insecta, Coleoptera, Curculionidae. Gene Ontology annotation, molecular function: guanyl-nucleotide exchange factor activity.
CUUCUGACAAACCGAUUUGCAGUUUGGCGGUUAAAUGAUUCUAACCACACUUCCUUCAAGCUUAACAUUCUGUUUUCCGUGGCUAAAUUGGGCACAUGAGAACAUAGUUUCUCCAAAGUGCAGCCUUUAUAAAGUUACAUUAAUAUAAUGGCGCCCAAGCGAAAAAUCGAAGAAGUCAAAUCCACCCCCUUGAAAACAAAGAGAACCAAAUUUUCCCUCGAGUUCGUCAAACUCCCAGACAUUACCGCAGGUGGUGAGGUUCUCGUAACGGGUUCUGGUGAUGUGGGCCAAUUAGGCCUGGGCCCAGAUGUCCUGGAAAAGUCCAGAGCGGCUUUGGUCAAGUUAGACCACGAAAUUGUUGAUGUUUACGCGGGCGGAAUGCACACAGUGUGUAUCACUAAGAAAGGUAAAGUUUUGACCUUUGGUUGCAAUGACGAAGGCGCUCUAGGCAGAGUCACGGACGGUAAGGAGGAUGCUGAGUUUACACCAGGAGAAGUUGAACUUCCUGCCAAAGUUAUACAAGUCACAGCUGGCGACUCCCAUACGGCAGCUCUGUUGGAAGAUGGACGCGUGUUUGCAUGGGGCACAUUCAGAGACUCUCAUGGAAACAUGGGUCUAACAAUCAAUGGCAACGAACGUUUUCCAUAUGAAAUUAUCCAUGAUCAGAAAAUACUGAAAAUCGCGUCCGGAGCAGACCACAUUGUAUUUUUGAACAGUGACGGGCAAGUGUUUACAUGUGGAUGCGCUGAACAGGGACAAUUGGGCCGAAUAACCAAGAGGGGAAGCGACCGAAAUUCGCGAGCUUUUUCUAUUUCAAAGAAUUUGGGAGGCCUGGUUUGUCCUGGUCCAAUCGUCUUAAAGGCGAGUUCAAAGUUACAUUUCGAUAACAUUUGGGCAGGCACUUACAGCACAUUUAUUCGAGUUGCCGACAAAAAGGAUAUUUACGUGUUUGGACUGAACAACUUCAAUCAAAUAGGAUUAGACAUAACGGAACCCAACUAUAUUCCAAUGAUUAGCAAGGAUUUCUCAAAAUACAACUGGCGACAUAUUUCCGGAGGACAACACCAUACCUUAGGCCUAACAACAGAUGGUAAAGUGUAUGCUAUAGGCAGGAAAGAGUACGGCCGGCUCGGACUAGGCAAAGGAUCGGACGACGCUAAAACUUUAACGGAAAUUACCAGCUUAUCUAAGGAGGAAAUUGUGAAUGUGGCGUGCGGGUCAGCGACUUCUUUUGCAGUUUCCGCUCAAGGAAUUCUAUAUGGAUGGGGCAUGGGCACAAACGGUCAACUAGGACUAGGCGAAGACGACGACUAUGAUGAACCAACCCAAGUGAAAAGUAAGCAGAUGAAUGAUAGAAAAAUAGUUCGAGUGUCCAGUGGUGGACAACACACGGUGAUACUUUCAUCCCCCAUUAGCCAAAAAAUUUAAAAGGUUUAAUAGGAAAAUAGUUUAAAUUGGGUUAUCAAACCUCAGUAACUUUACUUUAACCAAUUAUUGUAUUAUGCUAUAACAUUAAUCUUAAUUUGGAAGAAAGGGCAGUCUUGACGGACUAUUUAGACGGGAUAGUUGUAGUUCGUAGGGAUUGGCCUUUAGCAGGGCUCAAAUAAGAACUUUCGAAAUUUACUUUAAUUCCCCCAUCAGGGUGCAAACCUGCUGAAAUUUAAAGAAAUCAUCAGAUCCUCUUGUCCAAUCAUUUUGGUUGGCCUGUUGACUAAUAUAAUUUGUAUUUAGUACCGCUUAAGUAACAUGUUUGUUCUAGUUUUUCGAUUAUUUUCUUCAAGUUAAUCGUCGUCGAUAAUUUUCGUUAACAGUUUUGUACUAAAAAUUUUGAUAGGAUGUAAUUACAUAUGAAUAUUUUGGUUGUUUCAUCGAUUUAAAAUUAUACUUUGGCAUAAUU